Molecule: messenger RNA, 3114 nt
Organism: Chlamydomonas reinhardtii
Lineage: Eukaryota; Viridiplantae; Chlorophyta; Chlorophyceae; Chlamydomonadales; Chlamydomonadaceae
Exons: 5
Coding region: 320-2278 (652 amino acids)
Source: RefSeq, a predicted model, not a curated record
GGCAAAGGCUCGGGUUCAUGACUGUGCGCGAGGACCCAUGGCUGUGACGACUUCGAACUGGGCCCCUGCUUCUCAAUCGUUAUUAUAAUAUCUUUGGUUGUUAGUCGAUUUUGCUUACAUAGCUUUUACAUGCGCACAGAGCAUUCAAACAAUUUUGGCAAAAGUUGCGUUGCUCAGCACGACGAAGGGAUUGCCGGCAUUGUAAACUAUAUCAGCCUCGUAGUGAAUUGCAGUGCCACAAGCGAGGGGCGCAUUCGGUGUUUCUUGCAGUCGCGCAUUGGAUGGCCUCGGUGUUCGCAUAGCUGCGCCGACAGCACCGAUGGCCCUAGUUAGCGAUGACCUUAAUCGGUCGCUGCACAGCGCCGGGACGGAUGGGCGGUCGACUUCCAUCCCCGGCUCGCGCGGUGCUUCGCGCGAGCGGCGGGCAACGUCCUCGCGCGAGUCUUCCGACCUUCCACGCUACUUCAUGCAAAUUGGUCAGGACAUCAAGCGCAGCCGAGCGUACCAAAUCAUCCAGGAGCUGCAACUGAUGGUGUGUAGCCGUGACAACGGCAUCCGCGGCAACGCCGCCCGCGCUCGGACCAUGGUGCUGUUAAAAGAGGUGCAGGGCGUGCUGGUGGGCUUGGAGAACAAGAUCGACUCCCAGACCUUUGACCUAGGCGUGCUCAACGUGGAGCGGACGGAGCUGCGGAAAGAGCUGCGCGACGAGAAGGCGCGCGAGCAGGCGCCCUUCCACACUAUCGACUUCCGCACCACGGAGGUCCGCGAGCUGCCGCACAAGCUACGCACGCUGUUUGAAGACAACCAGCUGCUUCGCGAGCAGGUGCGCAGCCUGCAGUACGCGGUGCGCAGUGCCGAGUCGCGGCUGGAGGCGGCGGAGCGCAAGGCGGCGGCGGCGGAGCUGGACAACGCACACCUGGCCGUCGCGCUGCGGGACGCCGGCAGCAGCCCAGACAUGGCGGCGGCCAUGCGGCAGCAGCAGGAGGAGGCGCGCGCCGCGCAGGCGCGUGUGUCGCAGCUGGAGCAGCAGGUCGUGGCGCUGCUGCAGCAGCUGGAGGCAGACCGCGCCCUGGCCACACAGCAGGCGCAGCGCGCCGCAGCACGGCAGGCGGCGCUGGAGGCCAAGCUGGGUGCGGCCCUCGGCCGCGCCGCCGCCACACGCCUGGACGCCGCCGGUGGCGGCGGCGGGAGCGGCUGGAUGGAUGAGGAGGAGGAGGCGGAGUAUUGGGGCCGCGGCGGGACGGUGGGGCGCGACGGCAGCCCCGGCGGGAGGCAGCGCUCGCCUGCGGGAUUCCAGCGCACGUACGCGGCGGGCGGGCUGGGGAAGUCGCAGCGGCGCGGCACGUCGGGGCGGGACCGGUCGCCGGGCAGCCCACCGCGCAGCCCCACGGGCCGCAGCAUCAGCCACUCGCCGGGCAGCACCAUUCCCACGCUCUACCCCAGCUUCAACAUGAAGCCGCGCGCGCCCCGCGGCUUCACAGCCGACGCCCCCACCUGGCACGGCAACACCGGCGGCGCAGCGGGUGCAGGAGCGGCGGGCGGGGCCGCCAGCCCGCACCUUCCGAACCUGUCGCCGCCGUCGCCGAGCGCGGUGGCGCCGGGGCUGGCGCGGCCGCCGAGUGCUGGCGGCGGCGGCGGAAUGUACGGCGCCGGGGGAUUGGAAAUGCUGCAGGAGGGGCGUGCCGGCUCACACACGUCGUCGCACGGCACCGCCACCGGCCCUGGGGAACAGGUGCGUGCCAUCAACAGCACUGCGGUGCUCACCAGCCGGCAGCUACUGCCGAGCGUCAGUGGCGGCUCUGCCAAUGGCGGCGGCGGCGGCAGUAGCAGCCAUGGCGGCGGCGGCGGCGGCGGCAGCGCGACAGGCAUGCGCCAGCCGCCGCACACGGGCGGCGGGCCGGGCAUCCUAGGGCUGGCAGUGAGCGGCAGCAUUCGGCGGGCUAGCAGCAGUAGCAUGCAGGGUGGCGGCGGCGGCGGUGGCGGCGGGGCGGUGGCGGCUGUAGCAGGCGGGAGUGGCGGCGGUGGCGGCAUGCAGGUGCUGAGCAGUGAAACGUCGGGUGUGCGGCCGCCUGUGAGUCGGUCCGCCAGCAACACGAGCACAGCUGCUGCUGCAGCAGCUGCUACAGCCGGGGUGGCGGCGUCAGGGGGCUCUGUGGCGGGGUCAAGGAAGGGUUCUACGUCGGGGGCAGCUGCAGGGAAUGCAGGCGCCGCGGAGGGUGGGGGUGGAGAUGCGGAAGAGGCGGCCGCGCCUGUUGCUGAAGAGGUCGCGGCGGCGUAGGGAACAGGUAGAGACUUGGAGACACCUGAAGGUCAGAAAGCUGAGGGCUGAGAUAAUACCAGUGUGCGUACAAGGAGCUCCACAUGCUGUGUGGCUGUUUGCAUGGGCGGCAGGGGGGUAAGAGCUUUCCAGUUCCAUUCAGAGGGAUGGGCUCUAGCCUGUAGGUACUGGCAGGAGCCGUGUGCGACGACGGUGUGUGCGAGAGCCGAUUCAUACUGUAUGCAAUACCUCGGGAGUUCAGUGGCAUGGAAUGACAGAUAUGGAACAGGUUGGAACAGGUUGGGACACGAAUGACCGGGUUUCAUCGCUUGCGUCAUAACGUGUGGUUACAAUGUGGUAGGCCGGCCUUCAUUAGCUGAUAGAGGUUACAUGUGGGACGACAGCCGUGGACUAGCCAGGGCCCCAAAAACGUACGAGACACGCACGCUCACCCGAGGAGAGAUCCCCGAAUGACCCCCAUGCUCCUCGCCUCCGGAGAGGGGAGGAACCCCAGGCCCGGCUCACCGCAAACGCUAGCGCUGCUCACCUAAGCCGUGGGUCGGCGUCAUAAGACUACCUCUUGCGAGUCCCUAAGCUGACAAGCUAGGGUGAGGCCGGUGGCGAGUCCGCUGUUGGCCCUACCAAGAUAACCCCUCCAACAUCAUCUGACGCUAGGAAUGGGUGCUGGUUCGGGACAAGGUCCCAGCGGCGCGGAGGCCGACGCAGACUCACAAACGCAGCUAGCCGUGACCAGAAGUCCGCAAUCACCUCCACACCGAUCCUUCGCACAACAGCAACCUCCGCAGUCCGGUCUGCAGCAUCACGGCAAGCGUAAAGGCGCUGUCGGCCGUAUUCCA